Molecule: messenger RNA, 1240 nt
Organism: Schistosoma curassoni
Lineage: Eukaryota; Metazoa; Platyhelminthes; Trematoda; Strigeidida; Schistosomatidae
Source: the annotation of a GenBank genome assembly
UUCAUAUAUCCGAGGCUGUGACUUGCGUUCUGGACUCAAUUGACUGGGCUAGACAGGGAGGCGAGGCCAAUCAGAACCCUAGGUCGUUCUACGUGUUUGCGCGUCUUUGGUCCGAUCAAUAAUUCGCUACCCUUAAUCAGCAUUAUUUUCACAGUUAUAACAAUUGGCGACGGGGUGAAGAAAAGACACAAUCCAAAGUCAUUCUGUAAUUGGACGAAAUCCAGUCUAAUUAUUCAACCAAUCAGUAUCCAGUGUCCUUGAACCACAUUGGUCAUUAGUCAUACAGUAAUUUUCAUCACAGGUGCUGAUUCGAAAAAAUGACUCUCCCCUCCGAUCGAUUACAGCUGCUCUUUGAACGACAUUUGGAGUUAUUAGUCAAAUUCCGCACGCAGCUGCUAAAUCACUCAUGCUAUGAAGACGCGACGGAAGUGGAUGGAUUGAUAUCUGAAAUACACAGUGAGCUGGAAAAUGACAGCAGCCUCCAUGAAUCCUCGGUGAACUGUACUUCAAACGAAACAGUCAUCCAUCAUGCGCCCAGUGGUCCAGUACUUUCUAUUCCAGAAACAUGCCCGGUAAUGGAGUCAAACUCCGUCAACACCGAAACAGCAUGUGCAGACAGUAACAUAUCCAGCUCACGAGAAGAUCUCAUUGUUUUGCCAGAAAAUGUGUUUCACGCAUCAAAUAAUAACCAAGAACCUGGUACAGUUUUGUUGGACGCCGAUUAUCAUAAUGAUCCACUACUUACUAAAGAUUUAAACCCUAAUGACCUCAGAUCUACUGUCGCUGAUCCUCACCAUCUAGUCAGUCCUAGUGGACUCUCUACUCAACGCGGGAAAUAUGCUUCAAAUAGAGUCACACUAACUGUUCCUUGGGUAUAUGAGGACCCAACAUUAUUUCGAGGGGGAGGAUAGACGCGAGAAAAAUUUAAAAUUCGGACAUCAACUCCGGAUCUCCAAAAAAAGGGAGGUGUUGGGAUAUUCAGGAAAAUAUCCCAAAAAUUAUCCUGUUAAGCCUAAUGCUAUCCUUGGACAUGAAAUGGUAUCAUCUUAUUGGUCAAUAUUUAUUUGACGUGUUAUCUUCCUGUUGGCCAUUAUUGUACAAUGUUAUCUUCUAUUUUAUGGUACGUUGUGGACUGCUUGAAUGGUAUAUAAACAAAGCAUGUUUGAAAUAUAAUGAUUCAUAUAUCCGAGGCUGUGACUUGCGUUCUGGACUCAAUUGACUGGGCUAGACAGGGAGGCGA